UCAAUAUCCGCGCUGCUAUUGGUCAGUUCCAGUCCAGUGUUUAUUUCCGGAAGUAAGUUAUUCUCAAUAGUGUCACAAUUUCCAUCAGGUUUAUCACACCUGUGUGAGUCUACGCUGUGAUCAAAGGUGUGUCCGCAUCUACAGAAUGGCACAUUGGUUUCAUAGAAACCCAUUGAAGGCGACUGCGCCCGUCUCCUUCAACUACUACGGAGUGGCAGGGAGUCCAGCUGCCAAUAAAAUAUGCAAUGACCUGAGGACCACCAGGGCCAGGCUGCUGGACAUGUUCACUGACAUCACCUGCACCCCAGAGAUCAUGAAAAAUGCAACCGAUGCAUACUUUUCACUCUUGCAGGCCUUUAUCACAUCUCUGGAUGGAAGCUCGCAGGAUAACAAGAUGCGGUACAUCCAGAACUUUAAAUGGACUGACACCUUACAAGGAAACACACCAAGUGCUCAGCAGGACAUGGUGUUUGAGCUGGUCUCCAUGGCAUUCAACGUUGCUCUCUGGUACACCAAGUUUGCUUCCAGACUAGCGGGAAAGGAAAACAUAACAGAGCCGGAAGCCAAAGACGUGCACAGGAGCCUAAAGGUGGCAGCUGGAAUUUUCAUAAAUCUCAAGGAGGUGCGCAUCCCUCGUCUCAUCACUCCUGCAGAAAAGGGCAGAGACCUAGAGCCCAGAGUCAUGGAUGCCUAUAUCAUCCAGUGCCAGGCAGAAGCACAGGAAGUAACAAUUGCCAGAGCCAUUGAGUUGAAACACAAGGCGACACUUAUUGCAGCAUUGGCUUAUGAGACAGCCAACUUCUAUCAAAAAGCUGAUCACACACUGAACACUCUGGAGCCAGAAUGUAGUAGCAAAUGGAGGAAGUACCUGCAGCUCAAGCAGCAUUUCUACAUGGCCUAUGCUUACUGCUAUCAUGGACAGACACUCUUGGCUGAUGACAAAUGUGGUGAGGCCAUUCGAUCCCUUCAGGAAGCAGAGAAAUGUUACGCCCGGGCUGAGUCUCUGUGUAAAGAGUACCGUCAGACCAAAGGCCCUGGGACCACGGCUAAACCCUCCGAGCAGCUGUUCUUCAUCAAACUGGGAGGACUCAUUAAGAACACUUUGGAGAAGUGUCAGAGAGAGAACGGAUUCAUAUACUUCCAUAAGGUGCCAGCAGAGCCCCCCACGCUGGAGCUAAAGGCCAGUUAUGGUUUGGCUGAGCCGGUUCCCUUCGAGCUGCCCCCUCUGAGUGAGCAGUGUACUCCGGAGGUCUACGCCACAUUUGACCUUACGAGAGGUGCCAAGAACGAUAAGGGCAAACCUAAAGACGAGGAGGUGAAGCCUGUGAAGGAACCCGACCUGAAGCCUCAGAAGGACACAGGCUGCUCCAUCUCCUAAACAACCUCCCCCCUCCUCCACAACCCCUCACCUCCAACUUGUGUGUCCCACUAUUGUCACGCCAGCCAUCUUCCUUCAUAUAAACCAUAGGAACGUGAGCUUUGGCCACAUAUUCUGUUCUUACUCAUGUAUUUGAUCAGAAUUAGUCUAUUACACUCAAUUCAAAUUAUGUGACCACAAAAUAAGGAUGUAACAAAGCUUUGUUGAAUUAAUAUAACAUAAUAAAUUAAAUCAGUUUGAUAUGGUUAAGCCUUAAGCAUUCAAAUAACAGUGCCUUGGUCUUUCUGGCCUUUCAUUUGGCACUGGCACACAUUUUAAAAGUAAAGUCUAUUGUCAGUUGAAAAAAAUGACACCAUGACCAUAUUUUCCUUUAGUAUUUUAGAUAUUAAAACACUAUAUAAAGUAUCUACAUAGGAGUAAGAUUAGUCUAAACCAGUGUAUUUUUGGUGAUGAAACUGAAAGUUUACUAUUGUCAACUGAAUCUUAAUGAUGUAAUGCAGCAGUGACAUUUCUAGCUGUAGCAUUUCACAAUUAUUGCAAUUAUUCCACUCCACAUGUAUGUAGUUAUGCCCUGUUUCAACAACAAGGACCAAAAACUCAAAAAGUAUUGCAAACUUGGCCUAUUUGAACUUUUUUUUUGUGAUCAAUUUUUUAUUUGUACUAAAAUUGAACUCACAUUUAUUUUCUAGUUUAACACAUUGUAAGCAAAGACCAAUGAUCUAAUGAGUGAAUAACAGGAAUAUUAUUAAACUAAAUGAGCUGAAAUUAAAAUUCUGAGUUUGUUGAACCCACUUGGUAAAACAGGGCAUAUGUGUAGUUUUGUAUAUAAUAUAAUGUUACUGGUUUCACUUAUAUUCAUUUAAAACAAAACUAUGUAGUAAUUUUUAGCUUUUUUUUUUAUUUAUUUCGUAAUUCAUUGUUUUACCUAUCCUUACAUAUACUUAUAAUUACAUUUCUUAAUCAUGAUUUUUACAUGGCCUAUUUUACUCUUUUACAAAACUACAUGCAAAACCUCCUGCAGCACUCUUACCAUGAGUAUGUACUGUAUAUAAAAGCAAUUGGAGCAUAAACAUUCAAAGGGAGGACUUAAAAAUAUCCACGCUGCAUGUCUCCAGAUUAUAAAACUAAUUGCUGGAAGCUUGUAUAAACUGUAUCAUAUUGCAUUCAUUGUUGUUUGUUAAUCUAAAAACCCACUGUAACGCCUUUGCACUUUAAACUGGUCUACAUUAUAGAGACUGUAGUGAGGAUCUGCUAAAUAUUUGCUCAGAUAUCAUUUAUCUCAUUAUAACAUUUCAAGGUUCUCAUAAUUGCCGUUUUCCAGACAUGGAAAAUGAGAAAAAAGGCCAAAUGUCCUGAAAAAUAUAUAUUUUGUCCUUGACAGUUUCUCCACACUUUGCUGUAUUAUUGGAUAUCAAAAUAAUAGAAUUUUUACUACCACCUAUAAGAGCAGUUUGCUUUUUAAAGAAAAAACAAAACUCUAAAAUUCAAAAAUGUGGAAACCCUGAAAAUGUGGCAAUCAACAGUUUCCUUUUAAUGCUUCUCCCCAUGUUUUUUUGAAUUAUCUGUGUACAUCGUCUUAUUCAUCUAUUAGCGUCCUUCUUGUAAGAUUGAUUUUUGAAGGUAUUAAAUCCAGUGUAAAACUAAAA
This is a messenger RNA of Periophthalmus magnuspinnatus, 3024 nucleotides long. It is a transcript of the gene brox, whose product is annotated as BRO1 domain and CAAX motif containing. Lineage: Eukaryota; Metazoa; Chordata; Actinopteri; Gobiiformes; Gobiidae. The transcript has 13 exons. Bases 146 to 1378 code for a protein of 410 amino acids. The record is from RefSeq and is a predicted model, not a curated record.